AUGGUUUGUGUUGGCCUUGUUUCUUCCAGUCUCUACCCUAACGAACAUCCAUCAGGACACACCUACAAUGUCUACCCCCAACCAAACAACCCUGCGAUUGAUCUGUACAUGCAUAUGUGGAAUUGGAAAGAGUUCUACGAAACUCACCUUCUUGGAAAGAAGCUCAAGCCCGACGACUACAUAUUUCCGUCACUAGGCGUGAACGGACUGGUGGCACACCCCCACAUUCCCGUCUCAUCUGAUAUUGUCCAGAAAAGAAUCAAUGAGUGGGCUGCAGCAGCGGGGAUUACAGGAGCUGGUCACUUUACCCAGUACUUUACAGUGCCCCACCUAUUCCUGCAGGAAUCUAGUCAUUCCAGUGGAAUUCCUGUGGAAUCCUGUGUAUUCCUGUGGAAUUCCUGUGUAUUCCUGUGGAAUUCCUGUGUAUUCCUGUGGAAUUCCUGUGUAUUCCUGUGGAAUUCCUGUGUAUUCAUGUGUAUUCCAGGGGAAUUCCACAGGAAUGAGACAGGAUAUGAGAAGAAUAAGGUAUAA
Laccaria bicolor S238N-H82 is the source of this 531-nucleotide messenger RNA. RefSeq lists its product as uncharacterized. The record is from RefSeq and is a predicted model, not a curated record. NCBI's taxonomy places the organism in Eukaryota, Fungi, Basidiomycota, Agaricomycetes, Agaricales, Hydnangiaceae. Bases 1 to 531 code for a protein of 176 amino acids. The transcript has a single exon.